AUGCCGUUCACUAGGCAGACGCCAAUGUCGUUGGUCCGGACAACACGGCUCCGGCAGCUUGGAAUGGGGUUGAUUGGGGUUCGGGGGAGACUCAGGAGAGUAGCCGCAGCGUUGCAAGAGGGCGCCCGCAGGCCCCUGGCUAGGCCUGGCCACCAGACCCACUUCCUCGCAACGGUCUGGCGGAAGGAAGAGCAGCAACAACACAAAGAGGCGGCGAUCAUGAUUACUGUUGAGUCUAGACGCCCGAGAGACCCCGGGAGGACGAGCAAGGAGUAUGAGGCCACGAUAAGGAGGACGAAUAACAGUGAACGAAACAAGGACUGA
Molecule: messenger RNA, 324 nt
Organism: Sporothrix schenckii 1099-18
Lineage: Eukaryota; Fungi; Ascomycota; Sordariomycetes; Ophiostomatales; Ophiostomataceae
Exons: 1
Coding region: 1-324 (107 amino acids)
Source: RefSeq, a predicted model, not a curated record